CACCAACUCUACUGUACUGAGCAGAGUAGAGCUGCAGAGCACGGUAAAAAAGAAUUCACAAGUACUGAUUGUACUGUGCCAACAACUCCACUGUCCACUCACUUUUUCUUCACCCAGGAGACGAAAUUUCCCCAAGAGCCAAGAAGCGGAGAAGCUGAGGCCGGCGAUGAGCUCAUGGUGGUCGUGGCGGAGCCUCUUCUCCUCCUUGGCCAACGCCAACGGAGGGGGCAGCAAUGCCGAUGCUUCCUCCGGAUCCGGCACCUCCUCCUCCCCUCCCGUCCAUGAAGCUCAACAAGCAGCAGCUCGCCGGCGAAGCGCUCGCACCAAGAAGCCUCCCGAGGAAGAAGCAGCAGGAUCGCAGCCGCAGCCCAAGACUCGUCCUUCACCGGCGUCCAAGGCGUCCAAGGCGAAGGUGCUGCUGCUGCUCGGCGACGGCGAGCCCAAGAAGAAGCCAGCCCCGAACCCGACCCCGACUCAGAAGCGUAGCAACAAGAGAAAGCGGUCGUGGUCCAGGGCCGACGAGCUCAGGAUUCUGGAGGCCAUGGCCAACCACGCCAACGCCCAUGGCGGCGCUCUGCCGGAGGCCUCCGAUCUCUUUGCCGCCCUUGCCAGCAGCCUCGAGAGAGGAGAUGCCGACCUGCCCAAGCUCGCCGACAAGGUCCACAAGCUCAAGAGAUGGUAUGACAAUGCACGCCUGCCGCAGCGCUGCCCGACUGACGAUGACGACGAUACGCGUCGAUUGUUCCAGCUAUGUGGGAAGGUUUGGGGUCCCCCUUCAACUGUGCUGCGCACGAGCCCACGCCAACGCCACAAGGUAGUAGGAGUACUUGUCCAAGGAAAUGGUGCCAAUCCCCAGCCGGCAGCAGCACUCAAGGUCAAGGAGAAGAGAGUCAGGAGGGAGUUAUCUGAGCUUUAUGUCCUGUAUCCUUGUCUCGCCCAGGAGGUCAAGGCGCAUGCUAACGAAUACGGCGAGCUCAUCGGAACAGCCUUUCAGUUCAUCGGCGAUGACGAAGCUCGAUGUUACGACGACAGGUACAGGAAGAUGUUGGUGGACAAGCUUAACAUGAAGAAGGAACAUGCCGACGUAACAAAGUCCCUGCUGUGCACUCUUGCAGGCUACAUAAAUUAGGUGAUACAUGGGGCAUUCUGCGGUAUGGUUAACCUGCUAUGCUAGGCACCUUUUGUCUUAAUGUGAUUGGUAGUGGUUUGUUUGGUACCAAGAGGCCCUCUUUUGUGGAAUGGUCUAAUGCUCCUACCUGCUAGUUAGUCCGUGACUUUAGUCUGAAUGUCUGGCUCUAUUUAGACAUAUGUCUCUAUGUAUAUAUGGAACUAAUGUUAUGCCACAUGUUUAUAAAGUAGUAGUAAGUUAACUUCUA
This is a messenger RNA of Oryza sativa Japonica Group (Japanese rice), 1376 nucleotides long. RefSeq lists its product as uncharacterized. Gene Ontology annotation, cellular component: nucleus. The record is from RefSeq and is a predicted model, not a curated record. NCBI's taxonomy places the organism in Eukaryota, Viridiplantae, Streptophyta, Magnoliopsida, Poales, Poaceae. Gene Ontology annotation, biological process: regulation of DNA-templated transcription.